AUGAGCAAAUACCAGCCGCCAACAAAGAAAAAAGUAACAAAACAAACUGUUCCCCAGUAAUCUAAGAAGCAAGAAUAAUAACAAGAAUAAAUUUAUCUAGAGACUAUCCUUGAUCCAACAUAAGAAUCAAUCAUCAGUUUAAUCUAAGAGUAUCUAGUUAGAUACUAAUUGCUGAAUACUUUAGAUACAUUAUCAAAAGAAUUAGCUUCUGGACAAAUGGGAGCUGAGACUUAUCAUCUAGAUUCUGAAUUACUUGAAGUAUGUUACAUUUCAAAUUAAUUAGUAUUUUGAUAAAGGGUAAUACGAAAUGUUUUUCAUGUUAUGGAACAAAUAUCUUCCUUAUAAUUUAAGAAUGAAGGAUGAAGAUGCUAAGAAAUUGGAGUUUUACAUCUAAAUCUAUUUCUUGAUCUAUGAAAUACAUCCAAAAACUGGUAAAAAAGGAGGUAUCAUUAGUAAAGCUGCACUUCAUUAUUUUAAAACAUAUCUUGAUACCAAAGGCUAGGAGUAUGCAAUUCUUGUUUUAUUUAGGCUAUCUAAAACCACUGAAUUUCUACCAUAUUAUGCCCUUCCAUAUGUACAAAGACCACAAGAACAUUAAACCUAUAAACAUUUAUUUACAAAUCAAUGGAUUUUGGAAACGAAAGGAAAACUUGUUAAAUUAACAAAUGAAUUAUUAAAUAGAGAGUAAUUAACUGUAAUGGAAUAAAUGUAUUAAAAUUUUACAGAACAAGAACCAAAGAAAGUGGUACUAUAUUAGAUCUAUUAAUAGAAUUUAACAUAAUCUAAUUAAAAUUAUACUACAUAAUUAGGGAUGAAUAAUUAAGAAUUGUUAGCUGUUAUAUAAGAUUAUAAUUUGAAAUAUAAUUAAAUGCAAAAGAAAUUUAAAGAUUAUAUUGAAUAAAGCAAGUAAACUAUGAUAGAGGCUUAAUAAAAAUGGUAUCAAUUAAACAAAGAAGUUACAGAUAUAGCUAAUUAAUUAAAUAAAAUGUUAGAAGAUAGUAGAAGAGGAAAACAAGUUCCAUAAGAUCAAUUAGAUGAAUAAUUAAAAAAACUAGCUAAAUUAUCACAAUUCUUCAGUACAUCAGUGGAAGAGAUUAUUAGUUAGAGUUAAGAUAUAUCUAUGUAUGAUAAGGCAAGCAUUUUUGAAAAUGAUUUGAGCAUAAGUCCCAUACCACAACAUUCUUAAUAAUAACAUUUUAAUUUUAAUUAACCUUAAAUUCCUUAUGUGUAAUUAAAUUAUUCAAAAAUCAAAUCAGUAUUUUAGGAUGGUUCAAGUGAUCCUGGAUUCAUUUGUAGAAUUUUGUAAGCCUUAAGAUUUAGAAUUACAACUGCAAAAGGAGCUAGAGUUAGAAGAGAAAUCUUAAUUUAAUAUGCUUAAUUUGAUAUUUUGGGCUGCACUCCUGGAAAUACAGCGGUUUUGCAAAGGUUAUUAGUUGAUGCACCUAAUUCUGUAAAGGAAUAUACAUUACGUUUAACUAAUGCUAUGGCUAGUGAUUAUUAAGGUAGGAGCUAUUUAAUGGCUUCUUUUACAUUAAUUAAAACGUUGAUUGAUAUUUUAAAAAAAGAAAAAGAUGAUUCAUUAGUGAGAAGAAAUGCCCUAGGAGCCCUAUAAAAAUUAUCUUUAAGAAGAAAGCCUUAGGUUGUUAUGAUUGAAAAUGAUGUGAUAAAAUGGAUUGUUAAAACAUUGGAAAAUGAAAAGGAGUCCUUGAGUGAAUAUUCAUAUGAAUAUGCAACAGCAUUAUUUAUGAAUCUCAGUAUGAGAGAUUAGGGGAAAUAAAAAUGUGUAGAAUUUAAAAAAGAAGUUCUAAAAGUAUUAAAUGAUCUUUUAGAACAUGACAAUAUGUAAGUAAGAACUUUCGUAAAUGGUACUUUAUACUCUUUGUUUUCAAUCUCUUAAAUGAGAGAAUAAGCCUAAGCUUUGGGAAUGAAAGAAAGAUUAGUGCUUUUGAUGUAGAACUCUGAUGAUAGAUUCAUUAAAUAGAUUUAAUAUAUUUUAGAGUAAAUUAACAAAGUAGGUCCAGAUGAAUUAGAGCCAGAUGAAGAUAAUGAUGUAGAUGAUAUUGAUGAUAUUGAUGAUAGUGAAGAUACAAUAGAAGAAGAAGAUGCUGAAGAUGCCUUAAAGGCUAAGGAUGGAGAAUUAGUAGGAGAAGAAUUACUCAAUGCUCAUUUUAGUUUAUCUCAUUAAGAGGCAAUUUAAGUUUAUAUAUAUUAAUAUUUGUAUAGUAAAAUACAAUGACCAGAUCUAUUAUUAUGCAAGAGAACUAAAAUAAAAAGGCUAUGACACCAAAGAGUUCUUAAUAAUAACCUUUUAGACCAACAACUCCUGUCAUUUCUGCAAGCUAAUUAUAAAAAUCUUAAUUGCCAUCUGAAAUGAAACCUCGACCAAAACUUGCCAGAACACCUGUUGGAUAAGAUAGACCUACUGUUAAUUUUGAUCAAUCUGAAUAACAAUUUUAGUAAUAAAGCAUGAAAUCUUCCUAACAAAACAAUAAUUCCCAACAAAGAUAGCCAUUACCAGAGAUCAAACCAGCUGUCGAAGCACCUUUAGAAUAACCUAGCUACGAAAAAAACGAUGAAGUAAUUAAUAUUUAAUAUCAAUAGUACAAAAAUGCAUUUUAACAUAAACCUAAAAUCCCCAGAACACCACCUUAAAAAUGAU
Paramecium pentaurelia is the source of this 2659-nucleotide messenger RNA. The record is from the annotation of a GenBank genome assembly. Lineage: Eukaryota; Ciliophora; Oligohymenophorea; Peniculida; Parameciidae.